AUGUUCCUUCUUCCAGCAUUUAACGCUACUUCUAUUGUUCUUGUGCCUAAGAUUUCUAAUCCUUGUAAAGUUAAAGACUUCAAACCAAUUUCCUGCUGCUCAGUUGUGUACAAGGCAAUCUCUAAAAUUCUGGUCAGUAGAUUAACCAAUGUUCUUCCUGAUUUGGUUACUCUCAACCAAAAUGCUUUCAUUAAAGGUAAAAGUAUCAUUGAUAAUACUUUACUUUCUCAAGAAUUGGUUAGAGGUUAUGGUAGGAAGUCUAUUUCCCCUAGAUGCUCAUUAAAAGUUGAUCUUCACAAAGCCUUUGAUACCCUUAAUUGGGGCUUUAUUUCUUCUGUUCUCAAAGCCAUUGGACUGCCUCAAACCUUCAUCACUUGGAUAGAACUUUGUUUCUCUACUGCUUCGUACUCUGUCUCUUUUAAUGAGACAUUAGUUGGUUUCUUUAAAGGAGCUAAAAGAAUUAGGCAAGGAGACCCUCUUUCUCCUUUAUUAUUCGUGCUUUCUAUUAAUGUUCUCUCCAAGCUCUUAAACUUAGCUGCCACUAGAGGAAUCUUUGAGUAUCACCCUAAAUACAAAAAAAUGGGACUCACUCAUCUCUCAUUUGCUGAUGACAUUCUUAUUUUUUGCAAGGGGAACACUGAAUAUGUUAUUGGUGUUAACAGUGUCCUUGAUAUGUUCUAUAUAUGGAAAUUUUCUGAUAAGGACUUCUUUCCCCUCAUUGAUAAAAUUAAAGCUAAACUUCAUCAAUGGUCUUCUAAAUUCCUUAGCUAUGCAGAGAGAAUGAAACUUAUUAAAACUGUUUUAUCCAGCCUUUCCAAUUUCUGGUGUAGACAAAUUUUUCUGCCUCAGUCAACGAUUAAAAAAUCGAGCAAUUAUGCUCCAGGUGAGGGUUCUCUUUGGGUAGCAUGGAUAAAAUGCUAUAUUUUUAAGGACAAAGACUUUUGGAAUGUUGACAUCAGUUCAUCACAAAGUUGGAGCUUAAGGAAACUCCUAAAAUUAAGACAUGAAGCUCAUCCUGUACUGGACGCUGGAAUUACGACAAUUACAGCAGUUUGGGAUGCUAUUAGAUUAAAGAAAGCUAUUGUUCCCUGGCAGAAAAUUGUAUGGUUUCCUAUGCACAUUCCUAAGCAUAGUUUAAUCUCUUGGAUGGCUUUUCUUGAUAGGCUUCUUACAAGAGAAAGACUCAACCGUAUAGGACUAAUCACUGACUGCAAAUGUAUUUUCUAUGAUGAUCAUUUGGAAACAAGGGAUCAUAUUUUUCUGCUCUGUCCUAUGGCUACAUCAAUCUGGAAAAAUGUUUUUUCCCUCUCGGGACUUCACUUCUACCCUUGUCCGUGGGACACUUUUUGUGCAAGGGCUUCCACUACUUGGAAAGGCAAAUCAAUGCUCACUCUAAUAUUGAAGCUAUCUUUUAAUGCCACAAUCUACUUACUGUGGGAAGAAAGAAACAAGCGAAUGUUCCAAGGUAGAUCCAAGAAUGCUCAAGAAUUAUUCCAUGACAUCAGAGAUAUAAUUGGACUGCACUUAAGCAAUAGGAAAUUCAAUAGCAAUGAUAAUGUUAAUAUUACUCUUUCUAGGAAUUGGAAUAUAGGGUGA
Hibiscus syriacus is the source of this 1596-nucleotide messenger RNA. RefSeq lists its product as uncharacterized. Bases 1 to 1596 code for a protein of 531 amino acids. The record is from RefSeq and is a predicted model, not a curated record. NCBI's taxonomy places the organism in Eukaryota, Viridiplantae, Streptophyta, Magnoliopsida, Malvales, Malvaceae. The transcript has 3 exons.